This is a messenger RNA of Scylla paramamosain (green mud crab), 3004 nucleotides long. RefSeq lists its product as uncharacterized. The record is from RefSeq and is a predicted model, not a curated record. Lineage: Eukaryota; Metazoa; Arthropoda; Malacostraca; Decapoda; Portunidae. The transcript has 9 exons. Bases 208 to 1710 code for a protein of 500 amino acids.
AGUGUCUCCCGGCUACGGCAGCAGGUAGCACCGCUUCGCCUUGGUGUUUCGCUUAUCUCUUGAGAGCUGAUAUAAGUAAGGAGACAGAAUACUGCACUUCCACCCGCCCAAAAAAACUGUUGUGUGUUUCAGUGUUCGUGAAGCCAUAACUUCCAGCCAGUCUGGAAGUAUCAUUCCCAAUUAAGGACACGGAACGACACUCGAGGGAUGAGUGAGACUGAGACGAGGACACAACAGCAAACCAUGAGAACCAAAAGACUCGCUGUGGCUGAGCUGCAGGCCGUGAAGUGGGUGGUGUCGCAGGCAGUAGUGAAGCGUGUGUAUGAUGGCCUCAAGCCACGCUAUCAGACCCUCAGACGGACAGCCAUCCUCGGCUGGUUCCUCGUCAUGUAUGAGGCAGUGGUGGUGUGGUGGUGGACGUUCCUGCACAGCCUGCCGUGGCCGGAGGCGCUCCUUGCACUUCUAGAGGGCGCCGACAGCAGAGUGGUCGCCGUCCUGGAUCUGGCGCAGCAGAAGAUAGAGUGGUGGUGGGAUGCGAGUGGCGUGCGACUCAUGUGGCUGCGGGAGAGCAUCUUAACAUUCCUCGACUACUACCUCACCAAGAUCGACUCCUUCCUCUUGCGAGUCCAGGAUGUAAUCAUCGCCGCCCUCACCUACCUGCUGAAGCCCGUCGCCACUCUGUACAGGCGGAUCGUGCCAGCUACCGAGUGGGAGGCCGCUACUCGGGCACGGCGGAGGGACGAGCAGGAGAGUGACUUCAUUGAGGAUGACGACACUGAGUUCGGAGAGGACUAUUUGUCCGACGCCUCCACGGACUCCCGCCGCCUGCUGAGGACCGGCCCUGGGGGCGUGUCUUACGGCCGCCAGUGCACCACCGCCAUGGCAGAGGGCAAGUUCAGGCAGGCCAUGUAUCACCGGGUUAAGAAAGAGCUUCGUGUUAUGAGGAAAAAUUCUAUCAGAUUCUCUUAUGGCAUCGUCACGUACGCCAAGCAAAUGGUGGAGCCUCGAAUGCGACCUUACGCAGACUCUUUCCAGGUCUCCUAUCAAAAGUGGGCAAGGGAGUACGAGAUUCAGGAGAUGAUGAAGCCCCUGCAGGAGGAAUGGAACACAACCAGACCACCAAUCGCCAAGAUGCUGUCUCUCGCACAGGCUCUCUGCGUCGUCUGCCUCGCUUUUUUGCUUCGUCUAGCGAAAGGAAAGAAGAGCCGCAGAACUCGAUCGAUGCGCUCAGAGAGUCUUCGCCGAAGGGCUCAAAAUCUAGCUUGCACCAACAACAGCCAGCUGUCUCUAAGCCCCACGGCUCUCCAGCAGUCAUCCGAGCCAACGCCAUCUCACCCACUGGUAGUCCCGGAGAGUCUCCAGGCGCGAGCCCUGAAAGAAGACGACGAGGAUUUGGACGGUUCUCCAGCAAAAGACAGCGCUCUGGGAAGUGAGGACAACCGUUCUGACGCGAUAGACAGCGACCACACCAUCUCACCCAUUGACGAAGAACACGACACUGAGGAAGACACUACUGCCGCCGCUGCUGACGAAACAAAAAAUGGUACAGGCAUGAAAAUCAAUAAUGCCAGUGCCUUCCCAAGAAAAGAAGUGGGACAAGUGUCUCCCAAAAACAAGAAAGGUGUCACCAUCUUGACCCCUCAGCAAACAAAGAGUCAGGGUUACAGGAAAGGCAAUAAAUUCAAUAAAAAGGUCACGACAAUAGUUUAAGUGUAACAACAUAUAUAAAUAGUGUACACUGAGAUGUAUUCCAAUACGUGAUGCACGUUUGUAUCUGCGUCCAGAAGAAGACUGUUACGUUUCGUUUUCGUGUCGCAGCAGAACGAAAUUACGUGUAUUUUAGCUUUGCAUUAUUCGCACCCCACUCCAGACAGGCAGAAACUCCGCGACUCCGAAAGUGCGUUCCUAUCAAGGCCGGAGCGAGAGACACUCGUAUUUUGAUGCAAAUAGUCUGACCGCGUUUGUCAAAAAAAAAAAAAAAAAAAAAAAAGAUGACCAUAAAUCCACAGAGGAAGAAAAUGGGUUCUCCCCGGCAUACCAGGUCAUGGUUGGAUCUGAGACUGUGGAACGCUCACGUCUCGUCUGUCUGGCAAAUAUAUUUCAGCUUUAUUGCAUUACUGAUUGUUGUAUGAAAUUGUCGCAUUUUUGUAUGUGGUGAAGAUGCCUCCGCUCACUUCCCUUCCGUCCCAAACCGGUUCCGAGCACCGUCUGUCUCUUGCGGUUCGGCAGCAUCCAGCGUCGGGAGGUGGACCAUACUUAACGCCUGAGUCAGAGUGUGUUGGUUUCAGUGUGAAAUGUUAAACGUGGCGCGGAAAUGAAAACAACUCGCUUGGGAUGUGCCCCACUAGAACAAGUUAUUCCUUUUCCAUAGUUGUGAAGGAACCACCCAACAAUUUACGUCAGCAUGCACAGUCCCGGCCUUCAUCAACACCUAUCCAUAAGAGAAGAGUAGCAAGGUUCUGAUGACGCUCGUCUCUGGGGAAAGAAUUUAGCUUGAAUAUCUUAUAUUAACUGUAAGCUUUCCAGUGAAGUUCCUUAUGCAGGUUUAGUAAGGAGCUCCAUGUGGUAAAGCUCAGUGUUUCAUGGACUGAGGUGAGUCUCGCCUCGACUUGCCGUAGCCGCCACUCACCUCGAACACAAAGGAACAGAAGCUUUAAUAAGUGUUACUUUUUUUGUUUGUUUUCUAGCUUGUGCUUGCCUUCUUAUAGCUGCAGUUAUAGGGCUUAGGUUUAAAGCACCUCAUAAUUAUUCAUUUCCUACUCAUUGUAUAUUUAUACCAUCACAAUAAUGGUUGCUUUUCUUCCCCACUUUGUUUAGCUAACUUCUAUUUUUCAGCCAUAUGAUGCUAAUGGUUUCGCUUCCCCGCCUGUGUUGCGAAACAAUCGCUGCCUUUCCAAUAUGGGAUUAUUGUGAAAAUAUACAUUUUUAAAGAAAUAUUUCAUAAGCGUGUAACUGUGUUGCAGUUAAUAUUAAAUAUAUACAAAAAUAAACUACACAAGUUGCA